Messenger RNA from Bacidia gigantensis, 2256 nucleotides. RefSeq lists its product as uncharacterized. The record is from RefSeq and is a predicted model, not a curated record. NCBI's taxonomy places the organism in Eukaryota, Fungi, Ascomycota, Lecanoromycetes, Lecanorales, Ramalinaceae. Gene Ontology annotation, cellular component: vacuolar transporter chaperone complex; fungal-type vacuole membrane. The transcript has a single exon. Bases 1 to 2256 code for a protein of 751 amino acids.
AUGCGCUUCGGAGCUACUCUCAAGAGCUCUACCUACCAGCCUUGGGCUUCGAGCUACAUCGAUUAUGCAAAGCUCAAGAAGUUGUUACGAGAGGAACAGCCUGAAAACGACGAGAAGCCUUGGACGGACGAUGACGAGGCUCGCUUCACCGAAGAGUUACUCAAUAUAGAACUGGAGAAGGUCAAUGCCUUUCAAGGUGACACUUACAGAAGUCUACGAGAACGGACAACCAAGUGUGAGAAUAGGCUCCACGAAAUCUCCGACGACGGGGGCAAGGAGGCUUCUUCGGCAGAUCGAGAAAAAGUCAAUACUGUAGCAACGGAUGUACUAUUAGAAUUGGACAAUAUCACGAAGGAGAUCAAUGAAUUGGAGAAGUAUAGUCGAGUCAACUUUACCGGCUUUCUGAAGGCAGCCAAAAAACAUGAUCGCAGGCGAGGUGCAAAGUACAAAGUGCGCCCACUGCUCCAAGUGCGGCUGGCCGCUCUUCCUUUCAAUUCGGAGGACUACUCUCCUUUGCUACACGAGCUCUCUAUGAUGUAUUCAUUUGCGCGACAAUUGACAGACGGUGGCUCUUCUGAAAGAUCGAAGUCGAGAUCGGAGAGCAAAUUUGGCGGUGAGAAAUAUACCUCCUACAAAUUCUGGGUCCACCCCGAGAAUUUACUCGAGAUCAAGACAUACGUGCUACGCCGUCUACCUGUCCUAGUCUACAACCCUAAAACAUCGAAGAAUGCAGAAAGUGGGGGAAGCGACCCUACAAUAACUUCACUAUACUUUGACAGUCCACAGUUUGCACUCUAUAACAACAAAAUCGGCAAGGCUACGAGAGCCUCUUCUCUAAGGCUCAGGUGGUACGGGCAGCUUUCAGACAAGCCUGAAAUGACUCUCGAGAAGAAGACUAUCGAAGAGAAUGGCAAUAGUGAGGUGCUGCGGGUACCAAUCAAGGAGAAGUACAUCCAGCCAUUUAUCACAAAUCAGUACAAGAUGGAGAAGACUAUCGGUAAGCUUCGGGAUCGCGAAGGUACGGCAGGUAACGGUGUGGCAUCCUUGGAACACAAUGUAGAGGAAAUGCAAACGCUCAUCAAAGAGCAUAACCUAGAGCCUAUGGUUCGAGCGACAUAUGCGAGGACCGCUUUCCAAAUACCUGGCGAUGAUAAGGUCCGCAUUUCUAUUGACACGGAUCUAGCCUUCAUUCGAGAAGACUCUCUCGAUGAGGAUAGGCCUUGCCGGGACCCACAGGAUUGGCACCGUGGCGAUAUCGAUCGCUUCGGGCUCAAAUUCCCAUACUCCGAAAUCAGACAUGGCGAAGUAGCCAAAUUUCCAUAUGCCGUCUUAGAAAUAAAAGUUAGGGAGGGCGCAUCGAAGAAAACCACCGACUGGGUCCGCGAUCUUAUGGCUUCACAUUUGGUCACAGAGGAGCCAAGGUUUUCGAAGUUUGUUCAUGGGGUGGCACAAUUGUUCGAAGACCACGUUAAUAGCUUUCCGUUCUGGCUCAGCGAUUUGGAAACCGAUAUUCGUAAAGAUCCUCAGGAAGCUUUCCACCAGGAGCAGGAAAAGCGCGCGAAAGAGGCCGCAGACGAGCAGGCGGUUGGAAGCUUCUUAGGAUCUAAGAGUGUGGCUUCCUUCAAAGCUGCUGUCGGAUCUCCUGUGACGAAACCACCUUUCGAAACAAGAAGACGGUCGGUGGCAGACUUGAAAGGAGUCCCCUCGAAUGCCGAUAUAGAUCACGACGGCGACGAGGCCGCAAAGCCAUCUAGUGGAGUACUUUCCGGCGUUCUUUCAUUUUCUCCCUUCUCUAACUCGCGCUAUGCGCGAGCCAAACGAGCCGGUGCUAAAUCUCUCCCAUCAGGUGUUUCGGAACCUCGUCGCUGGAUCAAAGAUAUGAAUCCCGUCGCCGUGGAACCUAAAGUUUGGCUUGCUAAUGAACGAACGUUUGUGAAAUGGCAGCAUGUAUCGAUCUUGCUGGCCUCUCUUUCGCUAGGACUUUAUAAUGCGGCUGGCGAGUCUAAUGAUGUUGCUCGCUCUCUCGCCGUAAUCUAUACAUUGAUUGCCAUUUUUGCGGCGGUCUGGGGCUGGUGGAUGUAUCUCAUUCGAAGUCGAAUGAUUGCAGCCAGAAGCGGGAAAGAUUUUGAUAACGUAAUAGGUCCUAUCGUGGUUUGCAUUUGCCUGGCUGUUGCGUUGGUGCUCAACUUUUCUUUCAAGGUAUGGCUCCUUCCAUUAACCCGAUUGUCAAUUGACAAAUAUCUUCUAGUACCAUGA